Messenger RNA from Medicago truncatula (barrel medic), 1851 nucleotides. RefSeq names its product DNA-directed RNA polymerase III subunit RPC3. The record is from RefSeq and is a predicted model, not a curated record. Lineage: Eukaryota; Viridiplantae; Streptophyta; Magnoliopsida; Fabales; Fabaceae. The transcript is spliced from 14 exons. Gene Ontology annotation, cellular component: RNA polymerase III complex. The coding region runs from base 154 to 1671 and encodes 505 amino acids. Gene Ontology annotation, molecular function: single-stranded DNA binding. Gene Ontology annotation, biological process: DNA-templated transcription.
UCAACUGCAAAAAACCUUACCAUUUCGCUGUGAUAGACAUAUAACGUUAGCCUUGCUCUAACCUGCCUAAGAGUGGCCACGACUGCUGAAAAACCCUAACUCCCUUCCCGCGCCUUUCUCUUCAAUCUUCUCCGCCGUCUCUCUCCCCAGAAAAUGGUUUCACAGUGGGGAAUCAAGUUCGCCGUUCAUCUCAUCACCGCCCAUUUCGGCAAAAUCGUCGCCAAUGUUGCUGAAAAACUACUUAACAAUGGACCUCUCACGUUGGAAUUGGUUACUCGCUACACCGAACUUUCCAAUGAGCAUGUUAAGAACUCAUUGCUUGUCCUAAUUCAACACAAUUGUGUUCAAGCAUUCACUGAAGCUGGGGAUGAAGACGGGUCGAGAGUUGUUAAGCCGAAGUACUUGGUGUUGUUUGAUAACAUAGUCCAUCGACUGAGAUUUCCGAAAUUCAUGGAGAUAGUGUCGCAGGAACUUGAUGAUAAGUGUGUAACGAUUCUCAAGGGAUUGCUCCGCGAUGGUAGACUUACCUUGAAACAAUUGGUUGACAUGGGUCAAGAUAAAGAAAAUGCAAUGGCUCCAGAUGCUGUACGAGAGAGCCUUUGUAGACUUCUUAGAGCCCGAUACGUUGAACGUUGCCCAGUCCCCGAGGCUAAAAUAGUUGAAGAAAAGGGAGAUGAUAAGAAGGGCCGUUCUACUUCUAAUAAGAAGGCCAGGGUUUUCAAAGUGCCAGAGGAACAUCGUGUUGUGGAAGCUGCAAAGCGUGGGGAUAUGAUCAGAUUUUCACUUACUGCAUAUACAGGAUGUAGUAGUGAUGGAGAAACAAAGCUAGCUGAUAUAAGUGUUGCAGAAAAUGUUGCAAAAGAGGAGUCAUUUCUUUGGCGUGCAAAUUUUGAGGAGUUCAUACGUUAUCUUAGGGACAAGGCAUUGAUUGAGAAUGUAAGAGCACGGAUGGAUGAUGGAGCUGCUACUGUCCUAAGUGCAAUUUUGGAGGCAACAAGAAAUAUAGAUAAAAACGUGAAAAUUGAACAAUCAGCUCCCUGUACACUGGAUACAAUUUCCUCAGAGGUUAUGAAGACUGAAAAUGGCCGAACUAUGACCAUGGAUCGUGUUAAAGCUGCUCUUGUUCAGUUGGGUUGUGCAAACCAGAAUAUUGUUGAUUUUAAGCGCAUUAUUCAUCUGGCUCGAAAUGAAGAGGUUGAGUCAAUUGUGUUAAAAAGGUAUGGAAGAGAUGCCUACCGAAUGUUCAGGCAUCUGUUAAAGGAAAAUCAGUUUCGUCCGACAGAUCAGAUUGCGGAGGCUACUCUUGUUGAGAAAAAGGAAGCUCCAAAGUUACUGUUCAAGUUAUGGAGGGAAAACUACUUGCAGAUGGAGAAAUUAACUGUCAGCAUGACAUCUCAGAAUGGGACAUCUCCAAUUUUAAUGUGGAAAGUUAAUCAGCCUCUGCUUUGGGAACAUGUUCUAGACGAGAUGUACCACGGUGCCUUAAAUUUGAAACUAAGAAUGGCUUUUGAGGAGGAAAAGGAUGAAGAGAUUUUGAAUAUAAGUAAGAAGACACGUAAUGAGUCCGCGCCACUGCAGAAGAAAUACGAACGGCUACGAAAUGUUUUGCUUCUCUUGAAAUCAUCAUUGAUGAAACUUGAUGAUGCUCUUAUGCUUUUCCAUGACUUCUGAAUAUAAAUUUUGGGACAGUUAAUGUGACUUCUUCAGAGGAAUAACAAAUUCGAUAUUUUAUAAUCCAACCUUACUCCGAAUACAAUCGGAUUAAAUUUAGCUAAAAAUAUGGAUUUUGAUGUAAUUGGUUGGUAUUUAACUUUUAGUAGCAGAUAUUUAAUUUCUUUUUGUGUUGGUUAA